Messenger RNA from Komagataella phaffii GS115, 660 nucleotides. RefSeq lists its product as hypothetical. The transcript has a single exon. Bases 1 to 660 code for a protein of 219 amino acids. Lineage: Eukaryota; Fungi; Ascomycota; Pichiomycetes; Pichiales; Pichiaceae. Gene Ontology annotation, cellular component: membrane. The record is from RefSeq and is a predicted model, not a curated record.
AUGUCAGUUCUCUCAACCCUCUCUAGCAGACUCAGUGCUAUAAUUAUCAGAAGUGUUACCUUUCUCUUUGUCAUAAUUACUUUGGGAUUGUCAGCAGCUUCCAUCAACAAUAUGAGCUACUCAAGAGGUAAUUUCCUUGUUGCUACAAGCGUGUUUUCACUGGUUCAUCUAGGCUAUGUUGGGCCUUAUCUUUUCUUUACUGAUUACUCUACACAGAUUCCACCUUUCUUCGUGGCUAUUUUUGAGUACAUCUUGAACAUUUUCUGGUUUGCAGGAUGGAUUGCUAUGGCAGACUUGUGGGGAGACAUCCAUUGUUCUAGAAGAACCAGUUAUGGAUGGGGCUACUAUCAGUUUGGAUCCCGAUGUCAUGUUUCAAAAGCUGCCGUCGCCUUUGGUGCCUUCAGUUGGGUCAUGUAUACACUCUCUGCGGUCCUUGUGACAAUCAACAUUGUGAUUCCAAUUGUCAGAAGUGGCAGUUACCUUUCUCAGGUGCGUGCCCCAGUCGGUUUCUUGACAUUAGACCAAUCUCCAGCAACAGUUGCCCCCACGGUUGGUGAUUUUGAGUCCAGUCCUGCGGACAAGGAGGAAGCAACUGGAGAUAGUGUUGCUUCUCCAGUGGCUCCAGCUCCAGUGGCCGCACCUCCUGCCCAGAAUGCUUAG